GUUGCCUUCUUGCUGUAGUACUACUUUCAUGCUGUGCUUUUGCUUGUUGCAUAAGUCUCAUCUCAGUGCAGCCAGGGGAUUUGCCAUAUCUCAUCUGGUGCCUCCUUAUUUACCUGCUGUACUGCAUGAUUCAAUUCAGUGAAAUAAUUUUGAACUGUGGUUGUGGAAGGCCCUGGCUCUUUGGAGCAGAUUCCUCUUGUGAAUGGCCCUGGUUGGAUUUGGAAGAGGCUGGUGGGGGGCUGUGUUGUGGGGUCCAGGAGCACCAGGCAGGGAAAACACUGUGGCUGGCCCUUGCUGCUUUGCUGGCCCAGUGAGAAAUGAGUUUUAGUGGCAGCUGAAAUUGUUUCUGUGCCUGUCCUGCAGCUGUGUGGAAAUGAAACCCCAAAGCCUGAGCUUCACCAUCAGUGGGAAGGGGCAGGAGCCGCAGCUGGCAGUCGUGUGCCCAAGUGCUCGCAGCAAGAGGGGAAAUGCCGUGCUGCGCUUCAAGAGGCUCCGGCUGGGGGAUUCAGAGAUGCUGCCCCUGGUCAUCCGUAACAACGGCAUCUUACCUGUCAAGUUUACGUUACACCUGGAGCGUGAGCACGGAGGGUUCUUCUUGAAAGGCAGGGCCUCCUCACUCGAGGUGUUCCACACUGGAGAUGUGGAAGAGAACUCCACUGGAAAAGAGAGCAAGCCCACAAAGCCUUUCUUCCUCCUGCGUCACCGGCAAUCAGCAGUGUUUGAUGUCAUUUUCAAACCCACUCUGGCUCAACGUGUGGAAGGGAAGAUUCGUAUGUUAGCGGGGGACACCUACUGCAGCAAGACCCUAAUAGAGCUGGUGGGUGAAGGCCACAUGGAUGAAUUCACCCUCGAUGGACUGGAGGAGGACACAGAGGACAGGAAUGCUGGCUGCAAUCUGAUGAAAAACAUCGAUGGUAAGAGAGGAGAGGCUGCCAAGGUGGAGCAAGGAAGAGGAAACUGUCUGAUCAUAUGUGUCCUCCCUCUAGCCAGGCCUGGGCUGUCACCCACAGGACCUGGUGGCCUGUGGGCGUGGUAGCCAUGCAUGC
Motacilla alba alba is the source of this 1046-nucleotide messenger RNA. RefSeq names its product hydrocephalus-inducing protein homolog. The transcript has 3 exons. Gene Ontology annotation, cellular component: axoneme. Gene Ontology annotation, biological process: axonemal central apparatus assembly; cilium movement. Lineage: Eukaryota; Metazoa; Chordata; Aves; Passeriformes; Motacillidae. Bases 374 to 1036 code for a protein of 220 amino acids. The record is from RefSeq and is a predicted model, not a curated record.